AUGACGAAUUUUAAUUCAUUUGAGGAGUUUGCGAAGGCGGCCGAGGUCUUGUAUUUAGUCGAUCCCAUGAAGUGUCGAGUAUGUACAAAAUAUAGACAUCUUGACAAAAAACUGAGCAUCAAAGUGACAGACAAUCAAAUUGUUCUAAAAUACGUCACGGAUAUGGCACAGGAUGUGAAAAAGAUUGAGAAGUUCACCACUCUUAUUAUGCGGCACAUGGCAUCAAAAGAAAAAUGA
This is a messenger RNA of Echinostoma caproni, 237 nucleotides long. Lineage: Eukaryota; Metazoa; Platyhelminthes; Trematoda; Plagiorchiida; Echinostomatidae. The record is from the annotation of a GenBank genome assembly.